CGCGCGCGGUUUUGUUAAAUCUUCAACUUCGGUUGUUGAAUAGGUCAAUCAAUUGAAGAUGCCUCUCAUUGAGCGACCACACUUCACGCUCAAGGUGGAGCAGACACAGUCGGCCUUUGCUGAAGGGAACGCGCGGUGGACGAACAGAGAUCUCGAUCCCGUCCCUCGACAUGCGCGAAAGUGGGGUGUUACCAGCUUCGUCUCGUACUGGGUGUCUGAUGCUUUCAACGCUGCGACAUGGCAAUUCGCAUCGAGUAUCAUUGCAAUUGGCCUCACAUGGCGCGAGUCUCUCGGCAUAGUCGCCCUAGCAUUCUUCAUCAUCUCGUUCGUGAUUGCAGCAAACGGCGCAAUCGGUGUCAUUCACCACGCUCCUUUCCCCGUGCUCGCGCGCGCCUCGUGGGGUUUCUGGGGCUCCUACAUCGCCAUCAUCUCGCGCGCCAUUCUCGCCAUCUUCUGGUUCGCCAUCCAGAACAUGAACGGCGCAAAUUCAGUCAAAGUCAUGAUUUCAGCCAUAUGGCCGUCCUUCCUCACGUUGCACAAUGGCAUCCCUGAAUCCCAGGGUAUCGAAACGAACACCAUGGUCAGCUUCUUCCUGUUCUGGUUGAUCAGUCUGCCGUUCUUAUGCAUGCAUCCGAAUAACCUGAGGUGGCUUUUCAUGGCCAAGUCAGUCAUUGUGCCAAUUGCGUGGAUUGCGAUUCUCAUCUGGGCCUUCCGCUCUACGGAUGGUGGAGGGGUAAUGUUCAAUCAAAAGGCAAAACUUUCCGGAAGCGCAUAUUCAUGGGCUUUCCUUUCGAGUUUGACUUCGGUCAUUGGCAAUUUCGCAACGCUUUCCGUCAACCAGGCUGAUUUCUCCCGCUACUCCCGCGUCAGCGUCAAGUGGCAACUCAUCUACGUCCCCUUCUUGCCCCUCGUAUUCACUUUCAUCGCCUUCAUAGGCGUUGCAGCAACAUCCGCCGGAGCCGUCAAAUAUGGCGAGCUCAACUGGGAUCCCAUGGCACUCAUCUCCCAUUGGGACAAUCGAGCCUGUCGUUUCUUCGCCGCCUUUAGCUUCGCGCUUGCAGCACUCGGUGUGAAUAUCUCAGCCAACUCACUCUCGGCAGCAAAUGACUUGACCGCACUCUUCCCACAAUACGUUAAUAUCCGCCGAGGUCAGCUAAUCUGCGCGGUUGUUGCUUGGGCGCUGGUCCCGUGGAAGAUCCUCAAGAGCGCGGGCAGUUUCCUGAACUUCAUGUCCGCGUAUGCUGUUUUCCUCGGCCCAAUCGCUUCCAUCAUGGUCUUUGACUUCUGGGUUAUACACAAGGGCAGAUAUGACACGCUUGCUCUGUACCAGCCGCACGGAAUCUACCGCUACACUGGGGGCUGCAACUGGCGCGCCAUUGUGGCUUUUGUCAUUGGCGUUGCGCCUAAUCUACCGGGCUUCAUUCAGUCGAUCAACCCUUCCAUUGAUGCUGGAGUUGGCGCAAGACCAUAUAGCUUUGGGUGGCUGCUAGGCUUCACAGCCACCAGUGUCGUCUAUGUGGUGCUUGAGAUGUUUGUUGCUCCUCCUAGGGAGACAUUUGUUGACAAGGCGGUUCUGCCGGAUGAAGUAUAUGAUCAGCAUGGUUAUGUGGAUGAGGGUGUCAGUAUUGGAAGCGGAGAGGAGAACAGGACGGAGAAAUCUGGGUGGAAAGCUAGAUUGGACCGCAUCUUGUAGGCCAAGUGCGGGACAUCGAGAUGGACGAGUCAGAAUGACUGAAUCGAAGGGUAGAGACCUCCGCUUAAGUAUACGUAACCGGAGAGCUACGUCGUUACUCUUGAAACUCUGAUAUAUCUUCUCAUGUGGUGUUGUAACUAAUGCCCUGCAU
Messenger RNA from Cucurbitaria berberidis CBS 394.84, 1844 nucleotides. RefSeq names its product uracil permease. Gene Ontology annotation, biological process: nucleobase transport; transmembrane transport. Gene Ontology annotation, cellular component: plasma membrane. Gene Ontology annotation, molecular function: nucleobase transmembrane transporter activity. The transcript has 5 exons. The record is from RefSeq and is a predicted model, not a curated record. The coding region runs from base 59 to 1693 and encodes 544 amino acids. NCBI's taxonomy places the organism in Eukaryota, Fungi, Ascomycota, Dothideomycetes, Pleosporales, Cucurbitariaceae.